UGAUCCAUGCGUGCUAAGUUUAUCCUCUGUUGACGGUCGACUGGAAGAGGACGCGUUUCACUACCGUACGCUACGUUUUAUCUUCAUUAUCUCUAAUCAGAUUUGGCUCUGCCGGUCGGUGAGUGUGUCCGGACUCCUCUCCUCCUCCUGGAUAUUUUAGUGAGCGGGUGGUGUCAUGGCUGAGCCCGCGGGAAAGCGGUUGAAGAGCAGCCUGCCGCUGUGCAGAGCGCACCGGAGCUCCGGGGGCAGCCGGGCCAGACACAACCUGCAGGCCGCCGUGGAGGAGGCUCUCUGCGGGGUGAGCAGCCUGCUGUGGGACGGAGCGUACCGGCUGAAGGCUCUGGCCAGUGUGUUCGAGCGGGACGAUGUCGCUCUGCCCUGGGUCGCUUCUUUCUUCCACCAGGAGGCGCUAAAGCAGGAGGAGGAGGCCGAGGCCAUGAUGGGAUACCUGGCUGAGAGGGGGGGCAACUUCUGCAACAAGGACAUUCAGAAGCCGGGCUGCGAGGUGGUCCUCGCCGUGUUACCCGCUCUGGAGCUGCUGAUGCUCCAGCUGAAGGAGGAGGCCGACGUCCUGGUCGCUCUGAGCCAGCUAGCCCGUCACCACGGAGACCCGCACACUGCCAGCUUUGUGAAGAGUCACUUCCUGUCCCCUCGAACGGACCGACUCAAGCUAAUCGGAGACCUGCUCACCAGCGCCCGGCGGCUGGGCUGCACCAAUGACCAAACGGCGGGGGGGUUCGGGGAGUACAUGCUGAAUGAGCUGCAGGACGAGCUCACAAGAUGAUCGAGCUCUAACAGUCGAAGAAGAAGACUUGAUUUGACCGAGAACAAAGUUAGAUUUCAUGAUUUUCUGAAGGACCAGCACAACAUCUUUAGACACCAGCUUGACAAAGAGCAGCCAUGAAAAAUGAUUUGGUUUCCUAUCGUAGAAGGAUGAUGUAAUCCGACUGGCAAUUGGGAAUUUCUGACUUCCGAGAUCAAAUGGAACGAACCAAGAAGGUUGGAGAGGAAGGGGUUAAUGACGCUACAAUGCUAACUGCUGUAAAUGUUUUUAUUUUUUUAUUUCUGCACACCUUCAGAGACAAAGAUUUUUAAAAAAAGACAGGAAUUGGAAAACUGUUAUCCAAAGAAAUCUUGUGAAAUCCUUUCCUGUAAGAUAUGUUUUUUAAAACGCUUUGAGGAAAUCAAGUGACGACAAAGAACAAAACAGGACACAAUAUAGUUCCCAAAGAAAGGUCACAUAUUCUGUAAAAUCCACUUCACCAUGUUUCUCUAACUCUAAUAUGUGUCUCUAGUCUGUCUGCAAACCCCCCAAUAUUGAGAAAAGUCCAUCCUCUCCGUCUUUUGCCUGCUCCACUUUUCAGAAAAUGUGUGCUCAAACAGGCCGUUUGGAGAUGUUCCCUUCAUGACAUCACAAAGGGCAGUAACCCCUCCCCCAGGUGGGUGACACGCCCACUACCCUCUGAAGGUCUGUUUAUGAUCCAGUCUGGGAGAUUUUUUAUGAAGCAUGCAGAGAAAUGUCUCAUUCUGUUUCCACAUUUUCUUCUUAGUUUAAUUAUUUGUGUCCUUACAUGACCUUUAAAAUUCUCAAAUUAUCACUCUGACACCAUCAGUCGCUCACACUGCUGCUUCAGCAACCAAUUUUUUUAAAAGCAGUUUUCCGCUUUGCUCAGGUGUCUUGACUUUAGCAUCAGUAUUCAGUCUGAGAGUAAGGACCCAGCUUUGAUAUUUGAAUUAUCUUUUUUUUGUCUGCAAAUUUCCAAGACUUUCCUUGUUUAAUAGACGCUAAUAAAAACACAGUAAUCCAAAAGGGG
This is a messenger RNA of Labrus mixtus (cuckoo wrasse), 1814 nucleotides long. RefSeq names its product Ferritin light chain, oocyte isoform-like. Bases 176 to 784 code for a protein of 202 amino acids. Gene Ontology annotation, cellular component: cytoplasm. Gene Ontology annotation, molecular function: ferric iron binding; ferrous iron binding. The transcript is spliced from 4 exons. The record is from RefSeq and is a predicted model, not a curated record. Lineage: Eukaryota; Metazoa; Chordata; Actinopteri; Labriformes; Labridae. Gene Ontology annotation, biological process: iron ion transport; intracellular iron ion homeostasis.